UAAUCAAAUUGAAUCGUUUAGUCGAUUUUAGGUUGUUCGCAAGAGCAGAGAAACUUGAUUCUUUCAAUCAAGUAUUUAUCCUGUCAUUGUACAUUGGUAUCAGACUCGUUCGAUCCAUGGAGGUGUUUAAUGAAAUUGAUCCACUUCAACAGAUCUCUGAAAUUCCAAAUUUAUCAAAUGAAAAAUGGGUAGAAAUGAAUGGAAAAUUGGUACCAAUACUGAAAUUGGAAAGGUUAGCAAGUGAUGAAUUUGACACUUGCGUUGAAUGGUAUCUGUUUUAUUUGAUGGACAAGAACUGUCUAGAUCGAGAGGAUGGCCUUAGGAGGUGGGGCAAAUCUUUAGACAGGGCGGAGAAGAAAUUGGAUCAGAUCAUGUUUCUUAAUGAUAAUGCUUUAUCUCAUCCACCUCCUCGCCGAGUGAAAGUUGCUUGGACGGAUAGUGAUGAAUUUUCGGAGUUGAUUCCUUCAUUUCUGUUCGAUGAGGAAGAGGAUAAAUCAAAGAUUGGGUUUAUUUCUGAAAGGGAAGUAGUUACAAAAAAAUAGGGUUAAAUCAAUUUCUUCUGUUGUUGUCGAGGAAAACGUUUAUUCAACUGAGUCUGAGAAUUUUCAAUUCGAAGAAAUUGUUGAAGCUGCGGUGAAUGAUAUUGAAGGGAAAAAUCAGAUUGAAUUCAGUGAGCGUUUUAACCUUAUUCUCAAUUCUUCUUAUAACAUAUUUGAUCCUGGAAAAGAGAAAUUCCAAGUUAAUUCUAAGUUGGGUUUUUGUUUUCUCGGUGAUUUGAAAUUUUUGGGUAGAUUUUUUAAGGAAAUUUUUCAGGAACGGGUUAAUAAGAAUGGGUACUUACCAACUUCAUCGUUUACUACUUCAAUUGCGAGUAUACUAGAUAAUAAUGGUGUUAUUGAUACUGCUAUAAAUUUGAAUACAACCGUUUGUUUCUAUCUUUAUUCUGCUUCUACUUGUUCUGUAUUCGACCCAGGAAAGUGGAUUGGUGAGUCAGGUUUAAAACAGGGGUAUCAAUUCGAUUUGUUUUUUAUGGACUCAAUUGCAUAUGUAUUCGUUCAGAAUGUUGAUACUGCUAAGAUAGGCAAUCUAUUUUAUUAAAAUGCUUCAAUGGAAUAUUAUGUGUUUCCAGAAGAAAGGUGUUAGCAGUCACCAAAUGGCUAGUGAGAAAUCUUCUCACCCUUGUUUCAAAUUUACAAGUAGAGUAUUUGAUCGUGGGAGAGAUAUUGAAGUGAUGUAAGCAUAUUAUUGUUUUGAUUGUUCUUAUGCUUUCCAUGAAUAUACAAUUACUUCUUGUGAACUUGUUCUUCAUGGGUCAGAUUCAUGGUCUAGUACUUUAUUUGGUUGUAUAUCAGCUAGAGGUGAUGUUUUUAGUAAAAUGCCUGAAAGUGAAGCUUGGAGUUCGAUUGUUGGCGAAGAUUGUUUUCUCUUUCGACUUCAAAUGGUGAGUUACAAGGCACUACUAGAUGCAUGUCUCUUCAUGGUCCUGAAUUCUACACGCAGGCUAUAUGAUUGUGCCAAAGUGUUAGAUGUUCUUAAAGGGAUAUUCUCCUUUGCUGACACUUAUAAAUUUGGUGUUCGUACAAAUACUUCUUGUGACAUGGGUCUUGAUAGAUCAAUUCUAAUGGAUACUUAUAAUGGAAAAUAGGUUUAUGAGCUGGUUUAUCAAAUUGGCUACCUGUCAGAUUGGAUGUUUAGUGCUUCAUUUGUUUAUCUGUCAGCUAAGAGAGGUGUUAUUAAUACUGCAUGGAGUUUGUCUGGUAAAAUGCUUCUUAAGGGUAAUUUUUCUUAUGAGAACUUGAUUUUUGUGCUGAUUCCUAGCUUGGGAUACCUCUCCGACUUUUCAUCUAAGCCAUUCAUUGUUCCUUUAUGUGUUAUUGGUACUGACAUUGUUGCGGAGUGGAAACUGACUGUUACAAUAGUUGCUAGAAAUGAAAUUUUGGGUACAUCUGAUGUGAGUACAAUAUGGAGUUGGGAGGGUGAUGCAACUGAUAUUCUUUUGCAGCUUCGCUAUGGUUUGUUUUUUGCUACAGGACACACAUGGGAUGACAGUUGUACCGGUGGUAAGCUAUACUAUCUUUCCGCGUAUAUUCGCCUCAUAUUUGAUCGUGGUAAAACAAGUGAACCUGUUGAGAGUGGUACUGUUUUUGAUAGAAAUAAUUCGAAAUUCUAUUCUAUUUCUGGUUCGAUUGUUAGUAGUGGGUUAUUUCUCACAGAUGCUUGUGAAUGCAUAUCUACUCAUGAGCUGAUUUUGGAGUUUCGGUACCAUUUGGUUUCGUUAUUCGAUUUUUCAAAUGUUUCCUUGUCGUCUGCAAAUGGAGAUACUCGUAGUGUUUGUGAGAUGUCUGAUGAAGUGCCCACGCGGAAUGUCAGCAACACUAUGCUCCUGCAAUGGCCUGGUGAUGGUGACCCUGUGGAGUUUGCUGCGGAAGUUGCAAUGCUUCUUACUACAAUGCUGCAGGUAGGGUGCUUGCGCUGGAAAUUCAGAUUGGUCUCCACUGCUUUCUGCAGCAUAAGAAAUGGCACUAGUACUAUUUGUAGUAGGUUAGUGUUUGAUAGAGGAAAAGUGCAGCUCACUGAGAAGGCACCUGAUCUAUUUGUUCCCCUGCAUGUGGUGCUGACAACGGACUGUCACUGGACAAUUUUCAGCUUGAUUGCAGUACAUUUUGAUGCUCCUUUAUAUUAUGUGCUGAUGAGUAUUCAUGGGGGUGGUUGGAACUUAAAUGGAUCUACACCAAGUUCUUUUGUCACUGAAAUCUCUGUUUUCAAAUUCCUCAUUGUAUUCACAACGGCGGUGACGAGAUAUCACAAGAAGGUUACAAUAUGGCCUUCCAAGGGUUAUCUUCGUAGUCAACUUCUGGGAGUUAAGAGUCAUGGUUGGGAAGCUAGCUUAUUUCUUUAUAUCUGAGGCCAAGAUUGUGUUCCCAACUGUUCCAGAGUUCAGACAACUUACACCAGGGGUAGUCAGCACUGUACAAGUUCAACGUGGAGCUUAUGCAAAGUGCACAGAAGAAAAACUCAUGACAACUCCAAUCUCCUUGGUGUCAGACAGUGAGCAUAUUCUCUCGGGUAAUUUUAUCUUCGUCGCUCGCUACUUUGGAAGCUGCAGUCUCGGAUGCUUACCAUCAUGUACUGGCAUAAGAGAGGAGAGUGACCUGGCAGCUCUGUUCACAUCCUUAAGGACAAGGAUGUUCCGAAGGGGUAGGGAAUGUCAUGUAUCGGCAUAAGAGAGGAGAGUGGCCCUUAUCAUAAUCAGGGUGGUAACUAGUCCUUAAUAUUAAUUGUUGUUAGUAGUUAAUUAGAGAUAAUUAUUAGUUAAUGAUAGUUGUAAUUGAUGGUUGGGAUGUAACCAUCUGUGAGGCUUAGGAUCGUUAGAUCUAGUUGGGGGAAACCUAGCUAUAAGAAGUCAGAGCAGAGAAAGAAUCAAGUAUUUAUCCUGUCAUUGUACAUCUGGGUACGUGACAUUUCGUGACCGUCAGGACAAGUCAGAUAUACGAGUUAAAUGACUUGUUUUAACGGUCUCAGAAAUGGUCGUUGUUUGAGCGUCUUUUUCAUCUAUGACAUGGCCGUGCGGGUCGCGGAACAACCUAUGUCAGUGACUGAUUUUAACAGUCAAGGUGUUAGGACUGACUACCAUCGGUCGUAGAUAUACAUUUAAAUAUAUAUAAAAA
Molecule: messenger RNA, 3668 nt
Organism: Papaver somniferum (opium poppy)
Lineage: Eukaryota; Viridiplantae; Streptophyta; Magnoliopsida; Ranunculales; Papaveraceae
Exons: 2
Coding region: 1688-2905 (405 amino acids)
Source: RefSeq, a predicted model, not a curated record